UUUAGUAAAGUAAAGUAAUCCACGUGACUUAACAAGAAAAAGUAAAGGCUUUUGCCCUCUUACGUGCUUUUAGGUGUUGGGGAUAAUCGAUCAAGAUCAACACUGGUGGGGAUCUAUGGAGGGUACUUCUUUGGGUGUCAGAAAGGGUGCAUGGACUGGAGAGGAAGAUAACCUUUUAAGGCAGUGCAUUGAGAAGCAUGGAGAAGGAAAGUGGCACCAAGUUCCUCUCAGAGCAGGUUUAAAUAGAUGCCGGAAAGGUUGUAGACUAAGGUGGUUAAACUAUCUAAAACCCAACAUUAAGAGAGGGGAUUUCGCAGUGGAUGAAGUUGAUCUAAUGAUUCGACUCCAUAAGCUCUUAGGUAACAGAUGGUCGCUGAUUGCUGGUAGGCUUCCGGGAAGAACACCGAAUGAUGUGAAGAAUUACUGGAAUACACACCAGCGUAAGAAGUUGAUUUCUCCCAUUGUAGACGUACGGGAAGAAAAAGAACAAAACAUGAUCGUCAAAACGAAAGUAAUAAAACCUCGACCUCGGACCUUCUGCAAAAAAUUAACUUGGUUAAGUGGCAAGCCUAGUACAACAAUUGAAGAAAGGACAUUCCAACCAAAAGACAAUAUUGCUACAAACAUCAUGUCUCCAACGUUGACGCCGUCAGAGAAUAGGAUGAAAUAUAGGUGGGAAUGCUUGUUAGAUGACAAGGAGGCGGGCAAUGAAAAAGCCACAUGCGCAUUGAAUACAGGGUUUGAUGAAGAGCUGAAUACUCAUACUUGGUCGGACGACGAAAUAGCAUCGGCAGCAAAAGUGGGGGGAACUUUUGAUAUUGAUCAGGAUGGCUUCAGCUUUUUCGCCAACUCCUCUUUCGACGCGAGCCUUUGGGAUUUUCUCAAUACGAAAUAAUUAAGCGUCUUCA
Molecule: messenger RNA, 908 nt
Organism: Juglans microcarpa x Juglans regia
Lineage: Eukaryota; Viridiplantae; Streptophyta; Magnoliopsida; Fagales; Juglandaceae
Product: transcription factor MYB1-like
Exons: 3
Coding region: 116-895 (259 amino acids)
Source: RefSeq, a predicted model, not a curated record